Molecule: messenger RNA, 1257 nt
Organism: Ostreococcus lucimarinus CCE9901
Lineage: Eukaryota; Viridiplantae; Chlorophyta; Mamiellophyceae; Mamiellales; Bathycoccaceae
Exons: 1
Coding region: 7-1257 (416 amino acids)
Biological process (GO): ubiquitin-dependent protein catabolic process
Cellular component (GO): nucleus
Molecular function (GO): ubiquitin binding; ubiquitin protein ligase binding
Source: RefSeq, a predicted model, not a curated record
CGCGCCAUGAUCGUCCGCGUGCGCACGCGCGACGGUACCGAACGCAUCACGGUCCCUUCCUCCGACAUCACCGUCGCGAAACUCAAAGAAAUCCUCGAAACCGAGCUGAAAGUGCCGAAAGACGAGCAGAUUCUCUCGACGUCGCUCGAUGUGCUGACGAGCAAAACACCGGAAGAAUUCAAAGAUAUGGCGAACGGAAGGGCGAAGAUCGCGUCGUGCGGAAUCGACACGAACGGGGCGGUGGUACACUUGAUGUAUGGGUGCGAAAGAGAGCCGACGAAGACGACGGCGGCGGUGCGGGACGCGGCGAGAGGACUCACGGGACGAAAGAUGACCGUCGACGACAUGAUCGCGGCGCAAGUACGGAUCGAAAGGCAAGAGGCGCCGCACUGCGUGAGCGUGUCGUUCGAUGCGAACGCGGCGAAUGUGUUUCAGAGCUACGUGAAUUAUACGUUGGGAUUUAAACAGGUGAGGUUCGGAUGGUUGUACGGCGCGCGAGACGACGACGGGAAGACUCGGGUGGACGCGAUUUACGAGCCAGAGCAAGAGGGCACAGAGGAAGAUGUGGAGGUGUUGGAAGACACGCUCGAGGAUGAAAAGGCGGACGCGCUCGCGGGUGCGUUGGGAAUGAUCCGUGUGGGGUGCAUAAUCAGUACGCCGAAGGAUGAACGCGACUUUACGCUGAGCGCGAGAGAGGUGUCGCGCGUCGCGCGGUUGCAGUCAAAGUUCGGCAAGGAGUUUGUCACCGCCGUGGUGAGCACGUUCGAAGACGAAGACGACAACUGGCAGGUGUCUUUCGAGGCAUUUCAGCUGAGUGAUGCGGCGAUGAAGGUUCAGGAGCGUGGUUGGUUCACCGGUGAGUGCGGCGUCGACGAGGAUGGAGACGAGUUGAAGGGAGUAUCCAAGCUCACGAACGAGGUCAUCGUGCGUGACGGUCCGAGCAUCAACGACGUGAAUGCAGUUGAUAACGACAUGUUUCUCGUCACCGUGCCGAUCUUGGACCACGAAGGCGCGAUUUCAACUACGUUUCCCGUCGAGAACCGUUUGCAUCCCGUGCAAACCGUCGACGAUUUAAAGGACGCAUUGCGCAAAGACAAACCGUACGGAGAACGAUUGCGCGAUUUCCACUUACUCUUGUUCUUGGCGAAGCACAUCGAUAUCAACGAAUUAGCUGUUAUUGCAAGCGCGGUGCAUCACGGCGAAGACGUUCCGGAGGGCUACACGUUACUCAUUGAUUGUUUGGCUGGUCUGGCGUAG